Messenger RNA from Lycium ferocissimum, 962 nucleotides. Its product is annotated as large ribosomal subunit protein eL13y. The transcript is spliced from 5 exons. Gene Ontology annotation, molecular function: structural constituent of ribosome; RNA binding. Lineage: Eukaryota; Viridiplantae; Streptophyta; Magnoliopsida; Solanales; Solanaceae. Gene Ontology annotation, biological process: translation. The coding region runs from base 122 to 742 and encodes 206 amino acids. Gene Ontology annotation, cellular component: ribosome; cytosolic large ribosomal subunit. The record is from RefSeq and is a predicted model, not a curated record.
GAAGCCCAAAAAAUGUCUCUAAUCUAGGGUUUCUCAAAUAAAAAGCAAACCUUUACUCUCACCUUAUUGUUCCAAAUCCCGAAAGAAGAAUUUUAGCAGUUUUUUUCCUUCUAAGUAAACCAUGAAGCAUAAUAAUGUUAUCCCCAACGGUCACUAUAAGAAGCACUGGCAAAACUAUGUAAAGACUUGGUUUAACCAACCUGCUCGCAAAACAAGGAGACGCAAUGCUAGGCAGAAUAAAGCUGCAACAAUCUUCCCUAGGCCAACAGCGGGAUCCCUCCGACCUAUUGUUCAUGGACAAACACUAAAAUACAACAUGAAAGUCAGAGCUGGCAGGGGAUUUUCUCUAGAAGAGCUGAAAGCUGCUGGUAUUCCCAAGAAACUUGCUCCAACUAUAGGCAUUGCUGUGGAUCACAGGCGCAGGAACAGAUCCCUAGAAGGUCUUCAGACCAAUGUCCAGAGGCUCAAGACAUACAAAGCUAAGCUUGUCAUCUUCCCAAGGCACUCUAAGAAAGUCAAGGCUGGUGAUUCUAGUGCUGAGGAACUUGCCAAUGCCACUCAAGUCCAGGGUCCUUACUUGCCUAUUGUUAGAGAGCAGCCAGCUGUUGAGCUUGUUAAGGUCACAGAUGAAAUGAAAUCAUUCAAUGCUUAUGGCAAGCUGCGUAUUGAGCGUACUAAUGCUCGUCAUGUCGGCGUGAGGUUGAAGAGAGCGGCUGAAGCACAGAAGGAAGAGAAGAAAUAAGACAUUAUAGUCUUAUAGCAUUUGCUAUUUUUUGGUUGAGUCUAUUGUUUCAAGAAUUUACUUUUUUUGUACUUGUUGGAAGUCUGUUAUGCUCUAGUCAGGCUAUAACUCCCAUAGUAGUAUCCUUAAAGCGUAAGUUGUGGUUAUUUUAUUGCUCUUGAUGUUUUUUGUUCUAGCUCUGCACUGAUAAUUAUCCAAAUAGAGGUAUGUUUUAUACGUU